Molecule: messenger RNA, 7704 nt
Organism: Cuculus canorus (common cuckoo)
Lineage: Eukaryota; Metazoa; Chordata; Aves; Cuculiformes; Cuculidae
Gene: UPP2
Product: uridine phosphorylase 2
Exons: 7
Coding region: 3422-4369 (315 amino acids)
Biological process (GO): nucleotide catabolic process; uridine catabolic process
Cellular component (GO): cytosol; cytoplasm
Molecular function (GO): uridine phosphorylase activity
Source: RefSeq, a predicted model, not a curated record
CGGGUGGGCUGAGCCUGUGGCAGUGCAGGCAUUUUGGGGACCAAGAUUCCUCCUGCUCUGAAUCCCCUCAGGGCUGUGGAUCGCAAGGCACUGCUGGAGCUGCUGGAAAAUAAUGGAGUAAGGUGAGAGACUCGUGCCGAUCCAUCCCUCCCCGCUGUGCUCCCCCACUGGCAGGUGAUUCUUGUGCCCACUCAUCCCACGGACUCGUCUGUGCUCAGUGCUCCAGCUGUUCCCUCUUGUUCGCCGUGCGAGCCCCACGUGCCAAACCCGCCCCUGCCGCCACCCGCCCUGCAGGCCGCGGGCAGCGUGGCUCGUGGCACGCAUCAGGGGCAGAGCCCACAUGCCCUCCCAGCUCCCCGCCGCCCGUGUUCCUGUCAGCGAGCGAGGGAUGCUAAAGGCAGGCGUGGGGCAGGGCAUCCUCGUUUCUCUCCACCACACCAGCGCACGCCCAGGGAAGCAGGCAAAACCCCAAGCUGUGAUCUCACUUCCCCAAAGUGUUCACAGCUGCCAUUUGCAAGUAGCAAACCUGUAAAGAUCUGCAUAACAACCACUGCAUUAACUGCAAUUUGCCAGAAACAUUGAGUUCCGUGCUCAAAACCACAGCAAUUGCACCAAGGGAGGCAGUUCACGGCUGCAGGAGGAAGAUGCCCCAAGGAAACCUUUCUCUGUGCACCUCGUGGUGCAGCCUGGUGCACUCUGAAAGGAAAAAGGGACUCCAGAUCCUUCAGGAGUGCUGUGGAGUGUCAGUAAUAAGUCAUCUUUGGCAGACGUAUGUUAACAGCACCCAGAGAGGGGAGAACUUCAUCAGAGCAGAGAAAGCAUUCCAGCCUGCCUUUGGUACCACUCCAGCAAGUCUGAGAUAUCCAUAAGGGCUCUGCUUCCACACCUCCUCGGAUCCAUCCUGACACUGUCUUGGGCAAGACAAACGAUUUACACUUUUCUGUACCACUGGUUUAUGGUGCUUAUUGGCUUUUAUCCAGUGCUUUGCACUUGUGAGCGUUUGGAGGUGGAAUUGCCCAGCAAAAGGGUGUCUCAGCUGCAGCACUCGCCUUCCGCACCCUGUUAGUGAAGGAGGACCUCACUGCGCCCGGAUGCCGCGCUGCGAGCGCCACACACAACGUGUUGUUAAUGAGCGCUGCAGCUCUGAAUGGAUGGCAAUCGUGCUUUGAUUUUCUGUCAGUUAUUUUUAGUGCUUAUUAGCCAGCUAAAUGGCAAAGAAGAAAAACAGCAUAUGGGAGGAGGGAGCCUUGCAAAUCUCUCUGAAAGAAGCCGAAGCCACCGUUAAGUACCAGUCCAAAGGACAGGGGACACCGAACAGCUCUGUGCACGGAGUCCACAGCCAGACAGGCCCUGCCAUGUCAGCAGGGCUCCAACUACAAAAGCUGUCAAAGCUGAAAAAAUAAAAUAAUAAAACCCUGCGAGGGCGAUUAAGGUUGCAGUGACCAUCGUGUCCAUCACGGAGAAGUGGUCCAAGAUGGUACAAAGCAAAACCAUUGGCUGACAAAACCUGUGCUGAAAUCAGACAUGUUUAUUGGUUCAGUUCACCAUGGCAAUUAAUCACCUAGCACUUAGCUAAUUAACCAGAGCUUUAAUUUACCAUUCCUGGGGGCCAAUAGCAAAUGCCAGACUCUGCCCCUCCAGCUGCUGCCUAAAAUAUCUUUCAGGGCAACUUCUCAUAUCAUGUCAGGACAGGCAGCCCGACCAGUACCUCCAGUCUUCUCCUGCAGCUGAAGCACAGGAUGCCGGGGCAUUUCUGUCUCAAACAGCAGCUCGUUGCUGAUGAGAUGGACCCGAGAAUAUCCGAGGCAGAGAGUGAGUGGCACAGCCUUGCUGGGCACCCUGUGGUUCAGCCACGCUCCCCUUUGGUCUGAGCCAUGAGUAGGAACCUGGGUGGUUGCCCCGGCACUGCUGCCUGCUCCCCCGGCCCUGUCUGGCACCCCAGGCGUGCCCCACAUCCCACCGUGUGCUCCCCAGGGAUAGCAAGCAGCAGUGGCUAAGGGGCUGAGAAGUGCCCCAGAGAAGUGUCCUUUCAGUCCUGAGAAGUGACCCUGAGAGGUCACUUCCCUGUGGGAGCUGAGGGAAGGGCUGUGCUGGAGAGGCCCCUCAGGAGCUGGCACCCACUCCUCCACAGCCGCAGAGUGCCAGCAGCCUCCCCGGGACCUGGGAAGCUUGGCACUGACACCCCUGACUGCAAACCGUCCUGAAGGGCUCCUGGGCUGAGACAGAGUCAUGUGGAUGGUGAGAACAAACACCAUUGUCUGGACAUUGCUGAGACUAAAAUGAGCCUCUCCAGGGCAGGACCAGUUGCUUCAGGAUCCAUUUCUGAACAGCAGCAACCCAUCUGUCCAUGGCCGUACCCGGGCACUGGCAGGGCUGCCCUCUGGGGAGCUCAGCCAUGACAGAAACACAUCGAUUGUGAGUCACUGGUUUGUGUUAAGAGACAUCAGUGUGAAGAUGGGGACUAACGAGAAUGGCCACAACCACCUUUUGACGCUUACCUUGUGUUUUCCUUCUCAGUUUUCUGGGCCAUCCUGGAGGGGGUCAAACCCCAUGUUUACAUGGCACUUGGGGAGAUGGCUUAGCAGGCACAGAGGUUGGGCUGACUAUUGGACUGGAUUGGCUUAGAGGUCUUUCCUAACAGUAAUGAUUCUGUGAUUCUCUGACCGUGACAGUUCAAGAAGUAAAAGGUGUCCUGGUCUCCAGUGACGCCACGCGGCAAUAGGUUGCCCAGCUCCCCCCAGCCCCGUCUGUGCUGGGAGCACAUGCCCUGCUCGCACCCUGGCAGGCUGGAGGCAGCUGCUCCGCCAGCACAGGGUGAUCUGCCCCCGCACGGGCACCCAUGAAACAGGCUGGGCUGCUGCAGCUGCGGUGCAACAGCCGCUCUAAACACAGUGCCAUCGCUUCCCAGAGCCCACAGAGCUCCCCGACAGCAUGAACCGUGUGCACCGGAGAAAGAAAUGGGGUGGUUUGAAACUUGGACCAAAAGGGGCCAGAGAAAGGCUGGGUCUGAGGCUGGUGUCCAGGUCGAGAGUGCCAUUCGAUCCCUGUGGUGGCAAACUCAGACAAGCCCUUGGCACAAAGCUGUGCCCCAGGACGCACGUGUGGCAGCCACGCACCCCACUGGCCGUGGGGUCAGCGGCCCCAGCCAUCGCCACCCUGACACGGCACUGGGAGGCGAGCCAGGGUUAGCAGCGCCGCACCUGCACAAACAGCCAAUGCGGGAGGAACCACGGCCCCGCCGAGGGACCCUCACCCGGGGCAGUGGGGAGCGGCCACUGCUGCUCUUGGGAGCCACACAAAGCCAAGAGGGUAUUUAACCCGCUGCAGAGCCCUUCAGACCUCUUCCCCGCUCCAAAACCAACAGCUGGAGCAACAGCUGGUGUUUGCCUUCCCUCUCCUGCAGUAUCGCUUUCAGCUCACCAUGACCGAAACAACAGGUUACGCAGCCAGUGGGCUUGUCCACGUGAAAAACCCACACUUGGACUCGAUGGAGGAGGACGUUCUGUACCACUUGGACUUGGGAACGAAGACGCACAACCUGCCAGCAAUGUUUGGGGACAUAAAGUUUGUCUGCGUUGGCGGCAGCCCGAACAGGAUGAGGGCAUUUGCCCAGUUCAUGCACAAGGAGCUGGGACUGGAGGGCGACGGGGAGGACCUGGCAGACAUCUGCGCAGGGACGGACCGGUAUGCUAUGUACCGCGCCGGGCCGGUGCUCUCCAUCAGCCAUGGGAUGGGCAUCCCUUCCAUUUCCAUCAUGCUUCAUGAACUUAUCAAACUGCUGCACCAUGCAAAGUGCCGAGAUGUUACUAUUAUACGCAUCGGUACUUCUGGAGGCUUAGGGAUUGAGGCUGGGUCUGUUGUCAUCACGGACAUGGCUGUGGACUCCUCCUUCCAGCCACAGUUUGAGCAGGUGGUGCUGGAUGACGUGGUGGUGCGGAGCACUGAGCUGGACAAGGACCUCGUGGAGGAACUACUCGCCUGCAGCAAGGAGAUAACCGACUUCCCCACGCUCAUCGGCCAUACCAUGUGCACCUAUGACUUCUACGAAGGUCAGGGGCGAUUAGACGGAGCAUUGUGCUCUUUUUCCAGAGAAAAAAAGUUGAACUAUUUAAAAAGAGCUUACGACGCCGGCGUGAGGAACAUUGAAAUGGAGUCCACAGCAUUUGCUGCCCUGUGCAGGCUGUGUGGGCUGAAAGCCGCCGUCGUUUGCGUGGCACUCCUAGACCGCCUGGAGGGGGACCAGAUCCGGGCAUCCCAUGAGGUGCUGCAGGAGUACCAGCAGCGGCCCCAGCGCCUGAUCGCAGCCUUCAUUCGGAAGCGCCUGGAGCUGCACCCUCCGGCAGAAAACACACUUUGCCCCAGCAACUGAUGGGGGUGCAGCACGAGCAGCGGGCACCGGGUCCCAGCAGUGCAGAGUGGGUUUGUGCUGUGUGCCAGGAGCGGGUGUGGAGGACCUGCCUGCACCAGCUCACCAUGGACACUUAUUGUGGGAAAGGGAAAAGAGACUCAGACAUGAUGCGCUGACACAGCCAAGUGCCCCCCACGGCCGAGCGGGGCAGCCGGAUCCAGCAAACAUCACUGCACCUGAGCUGCGCGCCUCCGGCACAGCCUGAAUGGCACCAAUACCUGCACAUCCAAGGAUAGAGCCAGCCAAAACGUGUGCAGGAAUUAAGACUGUGUUCCUGAACUGCACGCUCCUCACUCCUCAGUGGUCGCAAAGGACUGUCCCAUUAGGGUCACUCCUGUUCAAGUGAUCCUCUAGGAAGAAGACCCCUUUGUGUCUGGCAUAAAGCCAAAACCUAAGUAAAUGACAUGUAAAAUUAAUCCACCUUUGUGACUAUUCUCGUUACUCACUGCUGUUACAAAGGCUGUUCAGACUUUCAUUCCUAAGGAUCUGUCAAAAGCUGACACGUACCGGAGUGUUUGAAUGCAGCGGUCGGUGAGCACGAUGCCCACCUUGCACAGACUGACCCGGCAGCGCGGGAGCAGCCUCAUCCCCGUUGCAUGGUUGGCGGGUUUGGGCACGGGACACGGGAACCCUCCAGAGGAGAAGGGAUGGGGAGCACACCUUCCUAACGUAACCUUGACCUGAUCUCAGGUGAAUGCCAGGGCCUGCAUCUCUCCCAUUGCUCUGCUAAUCAACAUCCAGCAACAAUCCAGGAAAUCCUCUUGAGCUGUAGCCGACCAAACCGCACCUGGGUUGAGUGGAGGGGGGUUUCACAGAGGGUCAACUUCGGCUUGAAGUGUUUCCCACCAAAAUCACUUCCAGUUCUUACGGUUCACUAAUGAGCUUGCUUCCAAAUGAGUUUUGACACAGGAUUUUAGAGUUCUGGUAAACAAAAUUUUAACGUAUCAAAAACCACAGGAGAGGAUCUUAAGAUAUUAACGCUAGUUAAGAGCACAGACCAUCUAAGUCUAAAGAUACUCAUAGAAAUGCCAAGGGGCCAUCCCUGAGGUACUCGAUCUCCAGUCAGUACCCUAAACUCUUCUUCAUCAGCAACCUCAGGGCCCCUCUGCUCCUGGAAACAUUGCCACACACUGGCGCACAGCUCAAUUUGCCUCUGAAACAAGCGGAUUCUCUUGGCAUCCCUCUUGUCACCCCUUGCAGGGUGUCAGGCCUCCUCCUCUCCACAGAGGUUUGCUGCUGGGGCGUGGGGAAGGCAGCAGGGCCAUCGGGGCUGGCCCCGCCAUGGGCUCUCCUGUCGCUGGGACCCCACUUUCAUGGUCCCCCUGAGCCAUUCCAACAGCUUUCCAGCACCUCAAUCUGGAAUAGUUUGCUGCUUUGAAAAUGCUAACUCCACUUUUUUACAAGAAAAGCAGACUGGUUCCUAAUUUCCCUUCCAAGAUUGCAAUUUUUAGGCUCAAAUAUUAAUCUGACAGGGAAGGAAUCCCAGGCCAGGAGCCAGCAUCCUCCCAUAACAGAAACCAAAUUACCUCAGUCCCUUAACACACGAUCUAACCUAUCAAUCAAAAAGGAGUUCUCUGGGGUCUAAAGCUCCAGGAAUUUCUGCACUAACAGCAACGUACCCCAAAUCCUUUGUGAAAAUACUUAAAAUCCCCUCCAGGAAAAGAAUUAGACCACUUUAACAUUGAGCCUACUUUGACCAGCAAAUUUGCUUUGCCGUAACUCACAAAAACAGAGCCCCAGUCACUAACCACGUGGGAGACAGUGAACUCUCCAUUCUACAGAGUGCAGUCCAGUGAAGAGACUUUUGCCUUUCUAUUCUGGUUUUAGCUUUGUGAUUGUGUUGUCGAAUGCUUUUCCUGCUACACACUUCAAGUUUGACACCCUUUAGGGGUUUCAGAUGAGUCAGUACUCCACAGAGCUCAGAACGCGUGCCCUCUGUGAACUCCCAAUUCAAAAUACUAACCGUUAGGGCAAAGCCUUCUCUGUCCUCAGAGGGGUCAGAACUGGCACUGCAGUCACUCAUGGCUUCCAUUUUCCCACAAUACACCCAUAAAUGUGCACAUCAGCUUCUGUGCAAACAAGCUGACACAAACAGUAGGUGUUUUGCAACAGCUGGAUACCACAACAACCAAUCUCGUGUCAGUUCGGUCCUUGUCCUUCAGGUACUAUUUAACAUUUAAACCACUUUUCUGACUGCCAAAACCCACAGAUAAGCAGAACAUCUUGAAACCGAACAACUGAAUUUUCACAAAGAAGUUUUUCUCAGGAUUUAAAAAUCAGAUUGUUAAUGAUACCAUGCACGCUUCACCUCUCAGCAUCAAGAACGGCCAAGUUCUGAACUGCUGCCCUUAUCGAGUCACAAACACGAAGUGUGACUGCAAGAGAUGCUGUCGAGAAGUCUGUUUCCCACUGACGUUUUCUAUAAUCAGUACUUCUGUGUGCAAGUGAUUUCAUACAUCUUUGUGCAAAAAUAACUUGCAACAAUUCGUUUUUUCUUAACAGUGUAGAAAGCAUUUAUCAUGAAAGCAAACAUCCUUAAUGAGCACCUCCAUUUCCUAAAGGGUUUGGCUCACCUCUUGUGAACAGCACUAGGCUGAGGAUGGUGAAGUAAGGCAACGCAUCCACGUCCUUCCUGCAGGAGCAUGGGGAGGGGUCGGCCAGGCCGAGGAGAGGGGCCAAGGGGGUCUGCAGGAGUGCUCCUGGCAAGGACAGCCUCUGGGUGUCCUGAGCAAAAUGCGUGAAGCCAGAUUCACUGACCUGCAUGUUUUCUACACUCUACUUUUGCAGGAAAACCCCUCUAAAAAUUUUCAUUCUGGCCUUUCCGCACCAACCAUGCGCCCAGGUCCAUGGGUGCAUCGAGCUGGUACAGACUCGUUGAGGUAAGUGGACUUCUACUCAGUCUGUUCCCUGAGAAACAGCAGACAUGGGGACAAUCACAAGACACAGCCUAAAAACCAGCGACCUUUAUCUCAAAACCAACUGACAGCUUCAUUUAAACUGUCUUUGAUCAUAAAUGCCUUGGUAUUUACAAAAGACAAUGAGAAAACUGUAACCUGAGAAGAUUUUACACCACUAAGAUUAGCUGGCAGAUCUGCUUUUAACAGCAAGGAGAAAUACAUACAUUUCAUACUCAUCUUCUGUAAGGAUUGGAAACAUAAUCCGUUACAAAAUGAAAUAGCAUCCAUUUCCCUUUCAUUUAAUAGAACCACGUUCAAUAGUUUCUGCUCCAAAAUAAAGAGCCUAGAUAUGAAAUGCUCUUUCCAAAUUAUAAUUUAUGCUGCAAACUCACCUGUAAU